GGGCGAUGCGCGCGUCACAGCGCCGCCACCCGGAGGGACGCGGGGUCGGGCCCGCCGAGACGCAAGGUCCCGGGGGCUUCCACGCCCUUUCGCCUGACGGGCCUCUCCAGGCCGCGAUCCGGGAUUGCCAUCCGGCAGUGACAUGGCCGCGCCCACCCGGUCCUCCGAGUAACCGGAGGGGUCCUCCGCUGCACCGCGGUGCGUGGUGAUGACGUCGCAGCCACUCGGGGCCGCAGGGCCCGCGGCUCAGAUUGCGCAAAGGGUGGCCCGGCGCGGCCAGCGCGCAGGCGCCGCGGCUCCCGCAGUGUCCGAGCUGUCGCGGUGGCCGCGCGCGAGCAACCCCGCGCUCCGCCGCCAGCGCUCUGCGCAGGCGCUGCGAAAGGACUAGGGGGUGCCCCCCCCCCCCCCCGCGAAAUCACGCUCCCAAGACACACCCCUCGGAGCCGUGACGUCAGCUAUGCCUCCGCCGCGGGGUGACGUGACCGCCUUGUUCCUGGGGCCUCCGGGCUCGGGAAAGUCUUCACUGAUUGCCGCGCUCUGCGACAAGGGUGUGGAAACCAUCGACAUCCCCGAGGGACGGCCCGAGUCCAAGAUCCCCAGUUUGCGCGCCGCCGGCCCAGGCCUCUUCUUGGGCGAGCUGAGUUGCCCUCCCGCGGCGCCGGGACCCUGGGCUGCCGAGGCCGACGUUCUGGUGCUGGUGCUGCCUGGGCCCGAGGCUCACGCAGAGCCUCUAGCCCCCGCGCUGGGGGAAGCAGCGCGGACCGCCCUGGCUCGGGGGACACCGCUGCUGGCGGUGCGCAAUCUCCGCCCUGGAGACGCACAGAAUGAACCCCAGGCCCGGGAGCAGACAGAGACCCUGCUGGCCGGCGCGGGGCUGGGAGCGGCUCCCUUAUUCGUGCUGCCCGCUGACUGCGGUGGCCGUGACGACUGCGAGGAGCUGGAGCGCCUGCGGGCGGCGCUAGAGAGCCAGGCAGAGGCGUUACAGAGACUCCUGCCACCGGCUCAGGAUGGUUUUGAGGUGCUGGGUGCCGCAGAAUUAGAGGCUGUUCGAGAAGCCUUCGAGACUGGCGGCCUGGAGGCGGCACUGUCGUGGGUUCGUGCUGGCCUGGAGCGACUAGGUAGUGCACGGUUGGACGUCGCUGUGGCCGGCACUUCGGGUGUGAACCUUGUGCUGGACACGUUAUUGGGGCUGGAUCCUGAUGAUCCUGGGGCAGCGCCUUCUUCAGAGCCUGCGGGGCCCACGUCAUACCCGGCCCCCGAGCGCCCCAAUGUGGUGUUCUGGGCUGUGCCGCUAGGCUCCAUGAGCACUGCCACUGCCUCCCACCCGGCUCACUAUGAUGCCCUCAUCCUGGUCACCCCUGAGGCCCCCACUGAGAAGGACUGGGCGCCCGUCCGACCCUUGGUGCUACCAGACGCGCCCCUGGCCUGCGUGAGAACAGAUGGCAAGGGUGAGAAUCCAGAGUUGCUCGAAGAAGGAAAGGUGGAGAAGCCCAUCAGCGAGAGUUUAGAGAACUCAGGCGGAGGGGAACUGGAGAAAGCUGGUGGAGAGGGUGCGGAGGCGUGUAGCCCAGGAUGCCAGAAAGCAGGUGGUGGGAGCGGGCAGCAGGUUGGUAUGGCCACGAAGAAAUCAGGCAGCGGGGACACCGACUGCCCAGCUGCCUUGAGCCCAGAGGAUGAGGCGUGGGAGGUGCUGGAGGAGGCACCACCGCCAGUGUACCCCCUGAGACCGGGUGGGCUCCCCGAGCUCUGCGAGUGGCUGCAACGCGUGCUCCCCGCGGCCCAGGCGGGGGCCCUGCUCCUGGCGCUGCCCCCCACUUCUCCCCGCGCCGCCCAAAAGAAGGUGGCGGCACUGCGAGCCGGAGCGUGGCGGCCGGCGCUACUGGCCAGCCUGGCAGCGGCGGCUGCCCCAGUCCCCGGGCUCGGCUGGGCGUGCGAUGUGGCACUCCUGCGGGGUCAGCUGGCUGAGUGGCGCCGGGCUCUGGGGCUCGAACCGGCGGCCUUGGCCCGCCGGGAGCGUGCACUGGGCCUGGCCCCCGGGGCGCUGGCGGAGCACACGCGCUUCCCAGGCCCCGUGACACGCGCUGAGGUGGAGGCACGCCUGGGUGCUUGGGCAGGCGAGGGCACAGCGGGGGGCGCGGCACUGGGCGCCCUCUCCUUCCUCUGGCCCGCGGGAGGCGCGGCGGCCACGGGCGGCCUGGGCUACCGCGCAGCACACGGUGUCCUGCUGCAGGCGCUCGAGGAGAUGCUGGCCGACGCCGAGGCCGUGCUGGCCGUCCGGGGUUCCCCACAGUGAGGAUGCUUGUCCCUGCCAGCGUCAGAGCACU
Molecule: messenger RNA, 2324 nt
Organism: Sorex fumeus (smoky shrew)
Lineage: Eukaryota; Metazoa; Chordata; Mammalia; Eulipotyphla; Soricidae
Gene: IRGQ
Product: immunity related GTPase Q
Exons: 3
Coding region: 458-2293 (611 amino acids)
Molecular function (GO): GTP binding
Source: RefSeq, a predicted model, not a curated record